This is a messenger RNA of Fusarium venenatum, 675 nucleotides long. The record is from RefSeq and is a predicted model, not a curated record. Lineage: Eukaryota; Fungi; Ascomycota; Sordariomycetes; Hypocreales; Nectriaceae.
AUGGAGAACACACGUUCAACAGCAGUGCCUGCUGCACAGCAGAUCAAAUAUCAUUUCUUGGCCGUUCUGCCCGCCGGGACGCUCUUCGGCGCCACUGUCGCUAUGAGGCUACCGCAGUACCCUUAUCGUGAUGUUGUAGCACGUCUUGGUCGCGUUGCGAUCUUUGUUGCUCUGGGUUGCGCAAUCUCUCGAUCCCGUUUUUUCACUGAAAACCCACCAUCAUUGAACGACUUAUCAAUAGUACUCCGGGAAUAUAUUUUUGUGAUGGCGGUGGCAGUGUCUGUGGUCGCCAUGAUGGCACCUGGCAUAGAUAAGUCCAGACAACUGUCUGACAGCAUCGUUGGUGAAGAGAUGAUUCUUCCACCAGAGCCACGGAAUGCGCGGUACAAGCCAAGCACAAAACAAUCAUGGGACCUAGCCUCUUCCAGAAGCCAUUUGGAUCUUCUCUCGAACCUAGGUUCGCUGGACCUCAAAUUCAUGUCAGGACCCAAAUCCCACUACUCGGACCAUUCAGGUAGCGGAGAGUCUGCAGUCACGCUCUCCUCCGGCCUCAGGCGCGACCCGAGUAAGAUCAUGGAAAUCAUUCAAUGGGCCACGGCUGCAGCUCCGCCCACAUUCGGAAGAAAAGGAGACUCAACAUCAACCGAAACCGUACUGCAUGAGAUUUCAGCCUAG